Nelumbo nucifera (sacred lotus) is the source of this 2855-nucleotide messenger RNA. Its product is annotated as taraxerol synthase-like. NCBI's taxonomy places the organism in Eukaryota, Viridiplantae, Streptophyta, Magnoliopsida, Proteales, Nelumbonaceae. Gene Ontology annotation, cellular component: lipid droplet. The record is from RefSeq and is a predicted model, not a curated record. Gene Ontology annotation, molecular function: intramolecular transferase activity. Gene Ontology annotation, biological process: triterpenoid biosynthetic process.
CACUAUCCCCAAAUUACAGGAUAGCUACUUAUAAUUUGUCCUUUUCUCUUUCCUUUUUUAUAGUUAAGAACUAGAGGAGCUACACAAAGCGCCAGGGGAGGGGGAUAACUCGACCUCAAGAAUCACUUUUAGGGAUAUUCCAUCUCAUAGAAUGGAUGUUGAAGGGUGAGAGAGGGUUUAAGAGUGUUGGAGGUAGAGGAAAGAAGAGUAGUACAAAAGGUAGCCUAAGGGGUGGUGCUUUUUGGUUCUUGUGUCGACUUUCUAUAUGGUACUGAUCAUCACGAGGGGAGAAAGUAAGCUGCUUGUUAUACUACUAGUUGCUACGCUACCAUCAGAAUGUGGAGGCUUAAAAUUGCCCAAGGAGGUGGCCCUUUCAUUUACAGCACCAACAAUUACAUAGGACGACAGAUUUGGGAGUUCGAUCCCAACUAUGGCACACCAGAAGAAAUUGCCCAGGUUGAACAGGCUCGCCAGGAGUUCUGGAAUAAUCGCUUCAAAGUCAAGCCCGGUGGUGAUGUUCUAUUGCGCUUGCAGCUCUUGAAAGAAAAUAACUUCGUUCAAACCAUACCACCAGUUCGGAUCGGAGAGGAUGAGGAGGUAAGUUAUGAAGCUGCUACUGCUGUACUGAGGAGGGCCGUCCGGUUCCAUGCAGCACUCCAGGCGAGCGAUGGCCAUUGGCCGGCUGAAAAUUCGGGGAGUAACUUCUUUGUUCCUCCAUUGAUCAUAUGUUUAUACAUCACCGGAGAUCUUAACAAAAUCAUCUCAGAGGAACACUGCAAAGAGAUUCUUCGUUAUAUAUACAAUCAUCAGAAUGAAGAUGGAGGAUGGGGACUACACAUAGAGGGCCAGAGCAUCAUGUUCUCUACAGUUCUGAACUACAUUUCAAUGAGGAUUCUGGGAGAAGGGCCUGAAGGAGGCCGAGACGGGGCCGUUCCCAGAGCACGCAAAUGGAUUCACGACCAUGGUGGUGCAACUUCAAUUCCCUCUUGGGGAAAGGCUUGGCUCUCGGUAAUUGGAUUAUAUGAAUGGGAAGGCAACAACCCAAUGGCACCAGAAUUUUGGCUUCUUCCAUCAUUUUUCCCUUUAAGCCCAGAAAAUUUGUGGUGCUAUGCUCGGCUGGUGUACUUGCCCAUGUCCUAUUUAUAUGCAAAGAGGUUUGUUGGCCCAAUCACACCUCUCGUUCUUCAACUGAGGGAAGAGAUUCACAGUGAACCUUACCAUAAAAUAAGAUGGAGUAAAACCCGGCAUAUGUGUGCAAAGGAAGAUUUGCACUAUCCUCAUCCCUUCAUACAAGAUUUGCUGUGGGAUACUCUCUACAUUCUUAUUGAGCCUCUUCUAAUGCGUUGGCCCUUCAACAAAUUAAGGGAGAGGGCCCUCAAACAAACAAUGAAGCACAUCCACUAUGAAGAUCAAAACAGUCGAUACAUUACCAUUGCAUGUGUAGAGAAGUCAAUUUUAAUGCUUGCAUGUUGGGUGGAAGAUCCAAAUGGGGAUGCAUACAAACAUCAUCUUGCCCGGAUUCCAGAUUAUAUGUGGGUUGCUGAAGAUGGAAUGAAGUUGCAGUGUUGUUCUGGCAGUCAGUCAUGGGAUGCUAGUUUUGUGGCUCAAGCUAUAAUGGCAAGUAAUCUUUCUUUUGAUGAAAUUGGGCUUUGUCUUAAGAAAGGACAUGACUUCAUUAAAAAUUCACAGGUUCGAGACAACCCAUCUGGCGACUUUAAAAGAAUGUAUCGUCACAUCUCAAAAGGAUCAUGGACGUUUUCAAAUCAAGAUCAUGGGUGGCAGGUCUCAGAUUGCACAGGAGAAGGCCUAAAGGCUUGCCUCAUGCUUUCACUAAUGCCACCAGAAAUUGUUGGUGAGAAAUUGGAAGAAGAGAGAAUAUUUGAUGCUGUGAAUAUUCUCCUUUCCCUACAAAGUGAGAAUGGUGGCUUACCAUGUUGGGAACCAGCGAAAUCAAAAAAAUGGUGGGAGCUAUUCAAUCCUACAGAGAUUUUCUCAAAUGUGACCAUCGAGAAUGAGUAUGUUGAGUGCACAGCAACAACAAUCCAAUCAAUAGUAUUAUUCAUGAAGUUAUAUCCUAACCAUAGAAAAGAAGAAAUAGAAAGUUUUAUCUCAAAAGCAACACAUUAUAUUGAACAAAAGCAAAUGCCUAACGGUUCAUGGUAUGGAAAUUGGGGAAUUUGUUUUAUCUAUGGUACAUGGUUUGCUCUUAGAGGACUAGCAGCAGUAGGGAAGGGAUAUGAUGAUUGUGUAGCUGUUCGUAAAGGUGUUGAUUUUUUAUUAUCAAUACAAAAAGAAACUGGUGGCUGGGGAGAGAGUUAUCUUUCAUGCCCAAAUGAGGAAUACACUCCUCUAAAAGGUGGUAAAACAAAUUUAGUUCAAACAGCAUGGGCAUUGAUGGGUCUCAUUCAUGGUGGACAGGCUGAGAGAGAUACAACCCCAUUGCAUCGUGCAGCAAAGCUAUUAAUUAAUUCACAAAUGGAAAAUGGGGACUUUCCUCAAGAGGAAAUUACAGGAGCCUCUAUAAAGACUUGUAUGAUACACUAUGCAACAUACAGAAAUAUAUUUCCACUAUGGGCACUUGGGGAGUACCGUACACGAGUUUUUAAACCUUCCAAAAUCCUCCAAAAUUAAGUCACUCAUUCUACAAUUAUCCUUAUAUAAAUAAAGGGGAAGAUAUAUGAUACUGAAAAGACAUGGUACUUGAACAAUUUUGACCAAUCAAAGUGCCUCCAUCAAUUUUGAUGAAUAGCGCCUGAUUGAUCAUCUCUUUUAUGAAAUCAGUUGAUCAACUGUAGGUUUUUUCUGGUAUCAUAGUCAAAUAAAUAAAGUGAUGAUAAUCUUUCCAUUUGGCUUUU